Molecule: messenger RNA, 477 nt
Organism: Anopheles coustani
Lineage: Eukaryota; Metazoa; Arthropoda; Insecta; Diptera; Culicidae
Product: mucin-2-like
Exons: 2
Coding region: 1-477 (158 amino acids)
Source: RefSeq, a predicted model, not a curated record
AUGCGUCGAACGCUGAUACAUGUUGUAGCGCUAGUUCUAACGCUAGGAUUACCCAGUGGCCACGGUUCCCACUUCUCUCAUCUGCACCAUUCACACGAGAAUCAGAUCCAGCAGGUGACCUGUGUCAAGACGUUCACGCAGCCCGUCGUCACAACGACGGUUCCGAUUGCCACCAGCUUUACCUCCACCACCAACACGGUCAGUACCUACACGAUCGUAACGCCACCGCCUGUCCUGCUGCUUGAGACGUCCACCUCUGCCAUCUCGACCACGGUGGGCACGAUCACUCCGAGCACGGUGAUCACCAGGACGACUACAUCCACGGUCACUUCCACGCCACCGCUCGUGCCCGCCGUCAUCACCGUCACCACUACUGUCGUUACACAGCCCACCACCUCCUUCACCAUCACCCUUUCCGUCACCUCAACUAGCUCGAUCAUUAGCACGCGGACGUCCCGAAUUCCCAUGUGUGUGUAA